Ipomoea triloba (trilobed morning glory) is the source of this 621-nucleotide messenger RNA. RefSeq names its product proline-rich extensin-like protein EPR1. Bases 1 to 621 code for a protein of 206 amino acids. The transcript has a single exon. The record is from RefSeq and is a predicted model, not a curated record. Lineage: Eukaryota; Viridiplantae; Streptophyta; Magnoliopsida; Solanales; Convolvulaceae.
AUGACGGCUAAGGUGUUUCUCCUUUGUCUUUCUCUAUUAUUAUUUCAGACUUCCGCUGAAUUGGUGAGUUCUAAGGAUGAUGGAUCAGUUGAAAAUCCAGAUUCUCUUAGAUUUUGGUACCCACAUCCUUCCUUUAAACCUCUAAGGCCUAGACUUCACCCUCGGCUGCCCAGAACCAAAUGGCCAUUCCCUAACCCUCCAUUGCCUUCUUGGCUUCCUAAAACCAAAUUCCCCCACCCUCCAUUGCCCUAUUGGCUUCCUAAAACCAAAUUCCCUCACCCUCCAUUGCCCUCUUGGCUGCCUAAAACCAAAUGGCCAGCUUUCCCACACCCUCCAUUGCCAUCUUGGGUGCCAAAGAAUAAAUGGCAUUUCCCAACACUCCCUUCAGGCGGUAGCAACUGGCCAUGGCUACCACAUGGUCCACAGCACAGCACCAAAACCAUAUGCCCUUCAACACCUGCAGUAAUCGAGAGUUGCAUGAAAGAGCAGGGCAAUGGCGGCUACAAAUUCUCCACAGAGUGUUGCAAGUCUGUUGCAGAGAUCAAAGAUGAAUGCAGUGAUGAGUUGUACGUUCCGGUGAUCAAAUAUCAGUGCAUGCUUGAAUCGUUGAAUCUGUCAUAG